Pochonia chlamydosporia 170 is the source of this 1686-nucleotide messenger RNA. RefSeq names its product glucosidase 2 subunit beta precursor. Bases 1 to 1686 code for a protein of 561 amino acids. Gene Ontology annotation, biological process: N-glycan processing. The transcript has 3 exons. Gene Ontology annotation, cellular component: glucosidase II complex. The record is from RefSeq and is a predicted model, not a curated record. NCBI's taxonomy places the organism in Eukaryota, Fungi, Ascomycota, Sordariomycetes, Hypocreales, Clavicipitaceae.
AUGCAGCACCCACGUUCUCUGGUGCUGCUGGGCGCCAUUUCUUCCCUCACCGCCGUCGCUGCUGGCAGCUUGCCGCGCGGUGUUGGGCCCGAGUUUGCUUCUCACUACCAGGGCAAGACCGAAUUCAGCUGCAUUUCAGAUGCGUCCAUCAAGCUGGCCUUCGAUCGGGUCAACGACAACACCUGCGACUGCCCAGACGGCUCCGACGAACCUGGCACCGCGGCAUGUGCACACAUCGAUCCCCUUUCUCCCGAGCAACCGCUUCCAGGCUCUGGAUCAGUCUCGGGAAAGGUCCAAGCCGCGCUUCCUGGGUUCUGGUGCGAGAACAAGGGCCACAUCUCGUCCUACGUUCCGUUCAUCUACGUCAACGAUGGCAUGUGUGACUACGACCUCUGUUGCGAUGGAUCCGAAGAAUACGGCCACGUCGGAGGCGUCAAGUGCGAGAACCGGUGUGUCGAGAUCGGCAAGGAGUACAAGCGGCUUGCGGACGAGAAGAGACAAAAGAUGGAGAGGGCAGCUAACCAGAAAAACGCCAUGCUAAGCCAAGCCCAGCAGCUCCGCCAAAAGGCCGAGGUCAAAAUUGCCCAAUUGAACGCAGAGAUUCAGACUCUGGAAGUGAAAAAGGCCGACUUGCAAAAGAAGCACGCCGCUGCUAAACUUCAGGAUGUUGGUAGAGUCGUCAAGAGCGAGGGAGCUGGAGGCAAGCUCGGUGUCUUGAUUGGCGUGGCCAAGACUCGUGUCAGUGAGCUGCGAGACAUGCUUGACAAGGUUGUGCAGCAACGAAACGAUCUUCGCUCUCGAGUGGAGGAGUUGGAGACAAUCUUGCGAAAGUUCAAGGACGAAUACAACCCCAACUUCAACGAUGAGGGUGUCAAGUCGGCUGUCAAGUCUUGGGAGGACUAUGCCGCUAGAGAGGCAGACACUGUUCGGGAACAACUCAUUGACUCGGACGUGGAUGAUGUUCGCCAGGAAGACAGCGAGAACAGCGGCGUCAACUGGGCCGAGUUUGAGAGCGGUGACGAGGGCUCCGACACCGAUGUCUUAUACAACUUUGAGGCAUACCUGCCUGGCUUCGUUCGAGGCUUCAUCCACAAUCAAGUGACUGCCCUCAGAGUGUGGCUGAUUCAGAAUGGCAUUCUGGCAGACAGUGGUGGUGCUGGAUCGGAGUCACAGCUAGUCAAGGCUGCUCGUGAGGCUGCCGAAACAGCCGAGAGGGAACUGGGCGACAAGAUUCGCGAUCGCGACAGCGAGACUGAGGAUCUGAAGAAGGACUAUGGACCCUCAGACAUUUUCCGUGCCAUCAAGGGAAAAUGUGUUAGCAUUGACGCCGGCGAAUAUGAAUAUGAACUCUGCUAUCUCGACAAGACCAUGCAGAAAUCCAAGAAGGGACAUGGACAUACAAACAUGGGUAACUUUGUUCGCAUUGACCGCCAGAUGGCCGACGACGAGGAGAGACUGGACGGAAAGAGCCUAGGCAGAGGCGAGCGCAUGGUUCUUAAGUACGAAGACGGACAGCAGUGCUGGAACGGCCCUCGACGAAGCACAGAGGUGUGGCUUGGCUGCGCCGACAAGGAGGAGCUCUGGCGCGUCAGCGAAGCUGAGAAGUGCGUUUAUAAGAUGGAGGUCGGCACUCCUGCUGCUUGCGAUGACCCGGAGCCAGCUCAGGGGAAGAAGGAUGAGUUGUAG